AGCCGAACACGACGGGCGGCCAGUCGUAGCCGACCGGAAGUGUAGCACGCCGCCGCCGCUAUAAUAUCCUCCGGAGGUCCCGCGAGCAGCACGUGCCGCGAAGUCCGCGUGUUCACGGUCGUCUUCAGCCAUCGAUCACGAAAUGGUUGAAUUCAACUUUACAUUAGUACUUUGGCUAUUAAUGAUGACUACAGAUAUUCUCGAAAGUUUGGCGGCUACAAACUCUUUAUCACGUGAAAUAGAUUAUGUUAAACACAUUGACGCAGUCUUGGGUGAUAAAGCUGAACUACCAUGUAACGUUCAAACUGUCAAGAAUUCAACAGAACCACCGAUUCUAAUAAUUUGGUAUAGAGGACAAGACUAUCCCAUUUAUAGCGUUGAUCAGCGGGACCGCACAAGCAAACAUUGGUCGGAUCAUUCUAUGGAAGACAGAAUCUAUUAUACAGAAAACAAAGGAUUUGCUGUUAUAAUAAUUGAGGACAUACGUAUAACUGACGGAGGUCAAUACAGGUGCCGAGAGGAUUUCAAGUAUUCUCCAACGCGCAAUAAUUUUAUUUUACUCGAUAUUAUAACACCGCCAAGCAGAUUGGAAAUCUUAGACAGCCAGAAUAACGUCGCUCAGAGUUCCACAUUGCCACCCGUCAUGGAAAACGGGACAUUGGAAAUCACAUGCAAAGCUUACGAUGGAAAUCCUUUACCACGCUUAACGUGGAAUAUACGAGGAGCAAAUAUAGACAGUUCAUACGAAAUACAGAAGGACUACAAUACAGUGGCCAAUGUGUUACGAAUUGAUCACGUUCGUAGAGAAAAUCUUGGUAGAAAACUCAUUUGCGAAGCAUCAAACAUGCCAAAUACCAUUCAAUUGUCAACGUCAGUUACUAUGAAUGUUUAUCUGAAGCCAUUAAGCGUGGCUAUCACAGGAGCUGAACACCCUUUUCUCUCUGGACAACCAAGUAAUCUCGAUUGCAUUUCAUACGGUUCGAGACCUGCAGCUAACAUUACAUGGUACCACAAUGGACGGGUCAUCGAGUAUGAAACAAAAAGGAUAAAGGUGGCGGGAAAUAAUAAUAUGACAUGGAGCACUUUAAAAUUAGUACCAACUGAUGAGGAUAAUCAAAGUGUUAUAACCUGUGUGGCAAGCAAUAUAUAUUUUCCAGCUGAUACGAAAGAACAACAGAUAAUACUUAACGUUCAUUAUCCUCCAAGGCUACAGAUAUGUUUGGGCAGAAAUUUAAAUGUUUCUAACAUUAAAGAAGGAUCAGAUGUGUAUUUUGAAUGUACUAUCAACGCGUCUCCGUCCAUAACCAGACUUGAUUGGGAUCAUAAUGGAUCAAAUGUUGGACAGCACGAAAGCCGAAGGACAAUUGUUAGUAAUCAAACAUUAGUUUUACAAUCAAUAACACGUAAAGGUUCUGGAAGUUAUCGGUGUAUAGCCUCAAAUGCCAGAGGAAAAUCGAUAAGUGAUGCCUAUCACCUUGACGUUAAAUACGAACCAUCUUGUAAAGCCGAUCAACAACGCAUAUAUGGAGCACACAAAGGAGAAACUGCAUGGGUCAAGUGUGACGUAAACAGCAAUCCUAUUCCUACUUCGUUCCGUUGGGCUUUCAACAACUCCGUAUCUGGUUUGAUCAACGUAGCUAAUACAGACAAAAGUAUGGCCAUCAUUAAGUUCAAAGUAUCAGAUUUUGGCACGCUCUUGUGUUGGGCGACCAACUCUUUAGCUACUCAAUCGCAACCUUGUGUUUAUCACAUUGUUCCAGCAGGUAGGCCAGAUCCGCCUAGAAACUGUUUGCCAGUAAACGUAACGAGUACUCGGUUCACAAUUCAAUGCGAACCCGGAUACGGUGGUGGACUUCCGCAGCAUUUUGCAUGCACAGUUGCCACAAUCGAUCGACCGGAUGUGCCCGAAGCCAGUUACGUCGGCCAAACCGGUCACGUGGCUGUAAAAAUCACCGGAUUGCGACCGUCCACCCGAUACGUGACCACGGUGUACGCAGGCAACGCGAAAGGCACGAGUAUCGGCCAUGUACGCGUUUACGUCGAAACAGCUCCUAAUCCAAAGGACCCACACGUAGCUGGAGAUUCAACCAGCACUGCUACGCGGUUCUCUGAAGCCACACACAUAGGUAUCUUGUUGCUCGGAUGCUGCUUCGUGGGAGUGUGUGCAAUGGCAGUCGUAUAUGCCAAACGGUUGGCGGCCAACGUCCGCGGACGAUCAGUAUUCCGGGAACGGCCAACUGUCAGGAUUCAGAACGGCGAAGAAAUUCGAUUUACAGGGUCCAAGGGUGUCGAAGAACGUCCAGUUGUCACAAACGAUGAAAGAGGAAUACAAACAGGAUCAAAAAUCAAAAUUAAAAUUCAUGAAAAUUUGAAAAAUGGACAAUAUAAAGAAAUUAAUUCAGAAUCACCGUAUUCUGUACUUACUAUACAAAAUAGUAAUACUUCACGAGUAUCGCAGUUGGAAGGUCGUUUGAAUGAUAAAAACAAUGUCCGGUUAUUCACACAACGAACGCAGAACAGCAAUCAACAAAAGAUAUGUGAAUCGUUCGUACUUUAUCCAAACCGCAAGACCAUUCCGAUGCAGGAUAUGGUUUACACCAGCAUGGCCAAACCAUACGCUGAAUUAGAAAGCAUUGUAUAGAUAAACAUAGUUCAUUUUAGCUCACCCGUCAGUGCGGAGAUUGUCAUCAUGGUUAUUGUGGCGUACACGCCUAUACCGUUGUGGUGCAGGUCCAUUACGUGUUACAGCGGUGACUUCCUGCCAAUCUCGGUUUACGGGUUUGAUAAUAAAGGAGACACUGCCAAUGGUCCACCGGCGAUCGUGGAAACCCUGUGCGAAGAGGAAGGCAGUCUUCUCAUUCUGUCCAAAUGCCGCAUCAAGUUGUACAUCGAACGGAUACAGAAGACCUCCGAUGACGACAAAGGCGGCUUCUUGUAGGGCAUACGUUCCACAUGGAUGCGACUUUUAUGGAGAGAUACCGACGAAAAGCUGUCGGCCACGUGGUCAACAGCUCCGAGCACUGCGAUAAUGGUAUCAAUGGUGUUGAAACCAUUAGAAACGAUUUACAUGGACUACGCUCAUCACUUAUUCUAAGCUCUGUGAUUUCGAAUAAUAUAGAUACUUCAUUGAGGAUUUUACUCAGCCAUUCCUUUUUGGCAAUGGAUACUUUAAUAAUGUUUUUUUAAACUCAAUCAAGUUUUAAAAUAGAUUUUUACAACCUACGCCCUAUUCGAUAUUAUAUAAUAUUUGAUACAUUCCAACCUAUUAUAAUAUAUAUUUUAUAUUCGUGUAUCUACUUAUUACUUCAAAAUGUACUGUAUGCAUAUCGAUUUAUCAAAAAUUGUUACUACUUAUUUUGUAUUUGUGUACAAAUACCUUCCUAGAACCUUUUAAUUAGUUUUAUUACAUUUCAAGAACUGCCUAGUGAUUAUGCCUGUUAUCAUUUCAUUUAAAUAAAUGUCUUUUAGAUUCUGAAAAGAGUGAUAAAUGUAUUGACUUUACGAUGAUGUAUUUUUUUUCUAUUUUUUUUUUUUUUUUUGUUUCUCUGUACACCAUAACUUGUCAAAUCAAUACUUCAAUUUUAAAACAUCGGGGGUGAUUUUUAGUGGAAUAUUGAAUGUUUUUGGUGCAUAAUAGAGGUCAUUAGUAUCAAAUUUCCAGAAGUUUUCAAAAAAAAAAAAUAGGAAAAAACCAUAAAAAAGUGACGUACCUAAAACAAAUUUUAUUCAAAACCAGUUUUCGAAAAAAUCGAUUAUUUUUAAAGUUGUAACUCAAAAACUGUAAAUAGUGUAAAUAUUUGAAAUUUUCAUAAAAUGUUUAUAAUAAUGUUAUCUAUACUCAGUUAAAUUUUCAAAAUAUUAUGGCUUUUUUGAGUUAUUUAUAGACAACUAAAAUUUUCGAUUUUUCUAAGUAUUUUUUUUUUUAAUGUUAAGAAAAAGACUUGAAAAUUUAAUAUUAUAAAGUUUCUUAUAAGUUCUAAUUGAAGUUAAAAAAAAAAUCAAAAACAGUUGGUCACAAUUUUUGAAUUUAUAUAAGCGUUUAAAGUUGAAAUUUGUACGAAAUAUAUUAUAUCAAAAUCGCGAAAAUUAGCAAGUAAUUUUGUAGUUGAAUAUUCUUAAUAUUGAACAAUUAUUUUUCGUAUACAAUGAUGCCUAUCAUUGCAUUCAAAUAUUUAACGCAUUCAUUGUAGUGACCAACUCUAUUUUCGAGGACCACUCGAUACUUACUAUACAGCAGAGCAUUACCCACUUGACCACCUUAUUUUUAAUUUUAGUGUUAAUGGGUAUUUAAUAGAACAUUUUUUUUUAUAUCGCUAUUAUAUUAUAUUCCAUUUUUCUAGUAAGUGUAAUAUUAUAAAAACGAUUAGUAAUGUUAGUAAUGAAUUGUAUAUUUUUUCUCCCCAUUUAUACUCGAUGUAAAUAAUAUACUGCAUUUUUUUGCAUGAUAAUGAUUGGCCAUUAAUAAAUUAUUGAGUCUAGAAUAUAAAAUUUAUAUCACAUUUAAUGUAAUAUAAUUUUAUUUGAUUAAUGUUAAGAAUAGCUAUGUUGUCGAACAGUAUUAUUAGUAACAUAACAGUAUUAUUUAACAUAAAAAUAUUUACAUAUGUGGUAUUUAAUUAUAAUUUUAUAAUACAUAUUAAUUAAGCUUGUUAAUUCUAAUGUGCAAUCAUUAUAUUACAUUUAAUUUAGUUAAGAUUGACUUUAUUCUUUUCAGUUUGUGAACCGAAUUAGAUUACCUAAGACUAAUGUGUAUUAUAAAAUAUUACAUCAAAAUAUAUUUUAACCUUAGACAAUGAACUACCUACAACACAAAUUAUUUGGGUUUUUUGUUUUGUAAAAAAAAAGUUAUAAAAAAUAGACAAACUUUCAAAAUGUCCAUCUCAUAAUGCCUAACAAGAGACUUGUAAAAAAUGCAAAAAUAUAAAAUAUCUAAUACCUAUUUAUUAUAAUAUAAUAUACCUAUAUUUGUAAAAACUGUAAAUACUUUAACCCAAUUUAAAUAAUUGUAACUAAUGGCCAUAGUUGC
Aphis gossypii (cotton aphid) is the source of this 5026-nucleotide messenger RNA. Its product is annotated as nephrin-like. Bases 143 to 2641 code for a protein of 832 amino acids. Lineage: Eukaryota; Metazoa; Arthropoda; Insecta; Hemiptera; Aphididae. The record is from RefSeq and is a predicted model, not a curated record. The transcript is spliced from 16 exons. Gene Ontology annotation, molecular function: protein binding.